Cornus florida is the source of this 1887-nucleotide messenger RNA. Its product is annotated as protein farnesyltransferase subunit beta-like. Bases 224 to 1594 code for a protein of 456 amino acids. Gene Ontology annotation, cellular component: protein farnesyltransferase complex. The transcript is spliced from 14 exons. Gene Ontology annotation, molecular function: protein farnesyltransferase activity. Gene Ontology annotation, biological process: protein farnesylation. The record is from RefSeq and is a predicted model, not a curated record. NCBI's taxonomy places the organism in Eukaryota, Viridiplantae, Streptophyta, Magnoliopsida, Cornales, Cornaceae.
AUACAAAGAACAAGAAGAUCUGACUUGAGAUUGACUUGAAAAACUGAGUUCUGCGAAGAGCUCUUGUUCUUGAAGAUUCUGCAGUUGCGCUCUUGCCAUAUGUGGUAGAUGGUUGCUGCGAAGGCAAGCUUGGAAUUAAUUUGACAGUUGAAAUAGAGAAAAAACGAGCGAAGCAGAGCAAGAGAGUAAAGUACAGUGAGUAGCGACCAAAUAUUCGGUCCGAAUGUCGUCGUCGUCGCCGCCGAGAGUGACAGUGACUCAGCGAGAACAAUGGAUGACGGAGAACCAGGUUUUUCAAAUGUACCAACCUUUCUUCAACCUACCACCCAAAUCCCAAGCCGUCAUGUUGGAGCUUCAACGUGAUAAGCACAUAGAGUACCUCACCAAUGGUCUCAGACAACUCAGUCCCGCCUUUUCCUCCUUGGAUGCCAAUCGGCCUUGGCUUUGCUACUGGAUCAUUCAUUCAAUUGCUCUAUUGGGGGAGUCUCUUGAUGCUGAAUUGGAAAGUAAUGCCAUUGACUUCCUAAAUCGUUGUCAGGAUCCAGAUGGCGGAUAUGGUGGAGGACCUGGACAGCUGCCACAUCUUGCAACAACUUAUGCUGCAGUCAAUUCACUUGUAACUUUGGGUGGUGACAGAGCGUUGUCAUCAAUUAAUAGAGGUAAACUAUACACAUUCUUGCUGCAAAUGAAACAUCCAAGUGGGGGAUUCAGGAUGCAUGAUGGUGGAGAAGUUGAUGUUCGUGCUUGCUAUACUGCCAUUUCUGCUGCAAGCAUUCUGAACAUUUUGGAUUAUGAACUUGUAAAAGAUGUUGGAAAUUACAUCUUGAGCUGUCAGACCUAUGAGGGAGGCAUUGCUGGAGAGCCUGGUUCUGAAGCUCAUGGUGGGUACGCCUUUUGUGGGUUGGCCACGAUGAUUCUAAUCAACGAGGUUAAUCGUUUGGACUUGACUAGUUUAAUUGACUGGGUUGUGUUUAGACAAGGGUCGGAGGGUGGAUUUCAAGGGAGAACAAAUAAAUUGGUCGAUGGCUGCUACUCCUUUUGGCAGGGAGGAGUUUCUGCAUUGAUACAAAGAUCAUGUUUCGCUGAUGAACAAUUGCUGCUGUCGGAUACUGAAGGAGCCUGCAGUACAGAUAGCACACAAUCUGUAGCAUCUGAUUUGUCUGAAGGUGAACAAGGCUUGGAAGGGACUUCAUCUCAUGCUAAUGAAACUUGCUGUUCCAGGCAGGAAGGAGAACAGAAUGUUUCUGAUCCGGUAAAUUUGUUCAACAUUGGUUUUGAUUUUAUUAAAGGACGUUCUAAAAUGGAACCUCUUUUCAACAGCAUUGCUUUGCAACAAUAUAUUCUUCUGUGCUCUCAGCUGGACAACGGAGGAUUCAGAGACAAACCGGGGAAGAAUAGAGAUUACUACCACACUUGUUAUUGUCUAAGCGGCCUAGCCGUGUGUCAGUACAGCUCGUCAAAAGAUGCUGAUUCUCCACCUUUGCCCAGGACAGUAAUGGGCCCUUAUUCCAAUCUAUUGGAACCCAUUCAUCCCCUCUUCAAUGUCGUCUUAGAUCGGUUUUACGAGGCACAUGAAUUCUUCUCAAGGCCUUAGGCCAAUUAUUAGUGUUGGUAGUUUUGUUAAGUUUAAAGAAGGGGGCAUGAAUGCUGCAAAUCUGUAAUAUGAGACUAAUAUUCAUAUGAUCUUGUGACCAGAAUGAGUUAUAAGUGGGGCAUGCCCUCUAUUACUGCAGGAAGUUAGUUCGGCCUCCUGCUUGUAUCAAGAGAAAUUAGAACAGUUGUUUCAGAUAUUGCACAAUAUAUAUUGUUGACAAUUUUACUAACUCUUCUUCUGAUGUUUGAAGCUUUGUUGUUGAUAGUAAACACCAAAAAAAAAAAAAAAAAAAA